CUCGACGCCACUGGAAAAGACAUUGCCACUCUGAAGACGGGCACGUGGUUGAACGACGAGGUUGCAAAUUUUGCCAUCGGUUUGCUGUCUCAACGCGCCAUAAAUAGUAUGCCCAAAGGAGAGACGCAGCCAAAGGUGCACUUUUUCAGCACCUUUUUCAUCAACAAGUUGUACCAGGAUAGCAACAUGUACGACUACUCGAACGUCCGAAGAUGGACGUUGCCGAAGAAGCUCAAGUACGACGUGUUGCGCUGCGAAAAAAUCUUCGUACCGAUUCAUCAAUCCGUACACUGGGUGCUCGCUGAGAUCGAUACGCGCAAGAAGCGCAUCAGUUACUACGACUCUCUCCUCGGCGAGAGCGGCGUCGCGGUGAAGAAUCUCAAGCGUUGGCUCAUCGACGAGGCAAAGAAUAAACUCAACGAGGACUGGGACCCGGACGAGUGGAUCGAAGCCUACCCCAAAGACAUCCCCCUGCAAAAGAACGGAUGCGAUUGCGGCGUCUUCAUGAUCAAAUACGCUGACUACCUCUCCGCCGGCGCCGAACUCGCGUUUUCCCAGAAACACAUGGAAUAUUUCCGUCGGCGUCUCGUGUGGGACAUCGUC
Molecule: messenger RNA, 603 nt
Organism: Ostreococcus lucimarinus CCE9901
Lineage: Eukaryota; Viridiplantae; Chlorophyta; Mamiellophyceae; Mamiellales; Bathycoccaceae
Exons: 1
Biological process (GO): protein desumoylation
Cellular component (GO): nucleus
Molecular function (GO): deSUMOylase activity
Source: RefSeq, a predicted model, not a curated record